CCUGUCGCUCGGUUAUGACGUCAUUCACAUGUGUUUUUUUCCAGCAUGGUGACCUUUCUCCUUUCCAGGCAGCCGGCUUUAGCGGAACUGAAGACAUAUUGUUUUUAAUAAUUGCAGCUGUAAUUUUUUUAGGUCUAGUUCACUGAAUGGGGUUCUCAAGACAUCGCUUUCAAUUUUUGUUCACAUUUUCAGUUAUAAUCUGAAGUAAUGGCUGUGCAAAUGCCCUUUGGUGGAUUUCUGUUUGUGCAAAAACUGUUGAGAUUUUGCACUUCCAGUCAAAGACAUCUCAGACACAGGGACAUAAUUGUAAAACUCAUUAAAAGUCAAAGGCAGAUGAGAACUUUCUCAGCUGGUUGUGUAAAAUGUAACGAAAAUGAGAGCGAGGACAUGGACUCUUCACGCCUGAGCACCAAGCUAACAUCCAGACAAGCACUGCUGGCCAGCAGGAGGAGACCCCUGUCCCCUCUGGAGAGGAUCAGUAGUCUGCUGCCUCAGGAUGCCCUGAGCCCAGAGGUGAUGCAGCUGAGAGGGCAGAACCAGCAGGAGGCUGAAGAAGACACCAACAUCUGGGUAUCAGCCACACAAAAGGAAAGUGGACAUCCUGAGACAGUCACAGGAGAUGAGACAAUAUCUAUCGAUGAUGAAUCAGAUAACUACCAUGCCACUCUCCCAGGGGAGAGCUUGCUUGCGUUCGGGGAGCUGCUCGUCGCGGAGUAUUAUAAGAAAGGGCGGGUGGAGUUCAGGAAGAUGUUCAAGCUUCAGACAGGGACUCGUCUGCAGAGCAGCUGGGGGGUUAUCCUGCAUGACAACAUAGCCAGGCAGCCUGCAGGUCAGUUCCUGAAGACAAGCAGGGGGGUUCCCAUCCUCAUACGGCGUGCCAGUCUGGAGGAUUAUGUGCUGUAUAUGAGGAGGGGGCCCGCCAUCGUCUACCCAAAGGAUGCAGGCACCAUGCUGAAGAUGAUGGACAUCACAGAGGGAGACUGCGUGCUAGAGUCAGGCUCUGGGUCCGGGGCUAUGUCUUUGUUCCUCUCCAGAGCAGUUGGGUCUAAGGGCAGCGUGAUGAGUGUGGAGGUCAGGGAGGACCACCUCAGGAGAGCCAUUUUGAACUACGAGCGCUGGAGGACAUCAUGGAGUCUGCGGCGAGGGGAGGACUGGCCCGACAACGUCCGGUUUCACAACGCUGACCUCUGCACGGCCUCCUCGCUCCUCGCUGGUCAGGGAUUCCAUGCGAUUGUUCUUGACCUGACGAACCCUCACCUGGUGUUACCCACUGUGAUUCCACAUCUGCACCCUGGAGCUGUAUGUGCUGUUUACCUCGCCAAUAUAACACAGGUCACUGACCUGCUGGAGGGCAUCCGAUGGUUGGCACUCCCUUUAUUGUGUGAAUGCAUCGUUGAGGUUCCAAUCCGACACUGGUUGGUGGCCCCAGCCAUGCAGAAAAACGGGCAGUACUGCACCAGGAAAGCUCCGAUCCUGGAUAAAGACCACAGUGAGGAGGAGGAGGAGGAGGAGGAGGAGGAGAAAGCAGAUGAGACUGAAAAAGAAGAGUUGGCCACAGAUGAGCACCCAGCCUUUGGGAGUAUCCCCUACAUUGCCAGACCUCACCCUGAACAAAUAAGCCACACAGCAUUCUUGGUGAAACUGAGGAAGUGUGUUAAGUAGCUGCUCUGCAUUUAAGGAACCCUGGACAAAAAUAAUUGUUUUAUGCUUAAUAUGUUAAGUAAAUUACUCUAAUAAUCUGGAUAAUAAAAAAAUACUGACAUCACGA
Xiphias gladius (swordfish) is the source of this 1768-nucleotide messenger RNA. RefSeq names its product tRNA methyltransferase 61B (gene trmt61b). The record is from RefSeq and is a predicted model, not a curated record. Gene Ontology annotation, cellular component: tRNA (m1A) methyltransferase complex. The transcript has 7 exons. Bases 208 to 1662 code for a protein of 484 amino acids. NCBI's taxonomy places the organism in Eukaryota, Metazoa, Chordata, Actinopteri, Istiophoriformes, Xiphiidae. Gene Ontology annotation, biological process: tRNA methylation.